CGCGGUGGCAGCAGCCAAGGCGAAAGAGGAAACUGCCGAAGAGGAAGCUCUGCGGCAGCCCGAGCCUCCCUGCGCUCCGCAUCCUCCUGCUCCGCAUCCCCGCGCCCGGCAUCCCCCGGCUCCCGCGCCGCGCCUCCGGCGCCCCUUCCCCAGCUCAACCCCCGGCCGCCCUACAGCACUAGUCUGCCAUGGCCCGGGAGAAUGGCGAGAGCAGCUCCUCCUGGAAAAAGCAAGCGGAAGACAUCAAGAAGAUCUUCGAGUUCAAGGAGACCCUCGGAACUGGGGCCUUUUCUGAAGUUGUUUUAGCUGAAGAGAAAGCGACUGGGAAGCUCUUUGCAGUAAAGUGCAUCCCGAAGAAGGCGCUGAAGGGCAAGGAGAGCAGCAUCGAGAAUGAGAUUGCUGUGCUCAGAAAGAUUAAACAUGAAAACAUCGUUGCCUUGGAAGAUAUUUAUGAAAGCCCGAACCACCUCUACCUGGUCAUGCAACUUGUGUCUGGUGGAGAACUCUUUGAUCGGAUAGUGGAGAAGGGGUUUUACACUGAGAAAGAUGCCAGCACUCUCAUCCGCCAGGUCCUGGAUGCUGUGUACUAUCUUCACAGAAUGGGCAUCGUCCACAGGGACCUCAAGCCGGAAAAUCUCUUGUACUACAGUCAAGACGAGGAGUCCAAAAUAAUGAUCAGUGAUUUUGGAUUGUCAAAAAUGGAGGGCAAAGGAGACGUGAUGUCCACAGCCUGCGGGACCCCAGGCUAUGUUGCUCCGGAAGUUCUCGCCCAGAAACCAUACAGCAAAGCUGUCGACUGCUGGUCCAUCGGGGUGAUCGCCUAUAUCUUGCUCUGUGGUUACCCUCCUUUUUAUGAUGAAAAUGACUCCAAGCUGUUUGAACAGAUCCUCAAGGCAGAAUAUGAGUUUGAUUCCCCCUACUGGGAUGAUAUCUCCGACUCUGGUGGGAUCGCUGGUGACACAGCCCUCAGCAAAAACAUUCACGAAUCCGUCAGUGCCCAGAUCCGGAAGAAUUUUGCAAAGAGCAAAUGGAGACAAGCGUUUAAUGCCACGGCCGUCGUGAGACACAUGCGGAGGCUACAGCUCGGCAGCAGCCUGGACAGUUCAAAUGCAAGUGUCUCAAGCAACCUCAGUUUGGCCAGCCAAAAAGAUUGUCUGGCACCUUCCACGCUCUGUAGUUUCCUUUCUUCUUCGUCGGGGGUCGCAGGAGUCGGAGCUGAGAGGAGACCCAGGCCCACCACUGUGACAACAGGGCACACAGGAAGCAAGUGACCCGGCUCUGGAGGUGGAACCCAGGGGGCGGGGCCGGAGAAGGAGAAGCCCCUGGUCGGAGCAGCUCCAGCAUCAGAAACCCCACCCAUCCUGCAUGGUGCGCCUGCAUAGGACUGGAAGACAGAAGUUUUUUUAUGGCCAUAUUUUAUACUGCAACUCUGAUGUGUUCAUUUCUCACAAACUGUACUGACUGACUCAAGGGGAGCUGACGUCACAGGAUCUGGUGCUGUAUAUACGAAUCUUGCAAAGCUCUAACUGAAUGGACCUUCUUGCUCCCCUCCCCCAACUCUACCACUCCGCUCUCUCAGUGUAGGCAGCCGUCUAGGGUGUAUUUUUUUCAUGAAA
Grammomys surdaster is the source of this 1616-nucleotide messenger RNA. RefSeq names its product calcium/calmodulin dependent protein kinase ID (gene Camk1d). The transcript has 10 exons. Gene Ontology annotation, cellular component: intracellular anatomical structure. Gene Ontology annotation, molecular function: calmodulin binding; calcium/calmodulin-dependent protein kinase activity; ATP binding. The record is from RefSeq and is a predicted model, not a curated record. NCBI's taxonomy places the organism in Eukaryota, Metazoa, Chordata, Mammalia, Rodentia, Muridae. Gene Ontology annotation, biological process: peptidyl-serine phosphorylation. Bases 189 to 1271 code for a protein of 360 amino acids.